Lingula anatina is the source of this 3073-nucleotide messenger RNA. RefSeq lists its product as uncharacterized. Lineage: Eukaryota; Metazoa; Brachiopoda; Lingulata; Lingulida; Lingulidae. The record is from RefSeq and is a predicted model, not a curated record.
UAUUACGUCAUUAUCAUGUGGUUAAUGUGUGAAGCAGUAAAAGGUUAACAUCUGGCAGUUAAUCAAGGAUGUUUUACGGGGCAUUAACACGCUAAGUGUUCUAGUAACAGGGCCCGCGGCGCGUGCUGAGAGAACAUCUGCCUCUGUUUCUCCCCCAAAUGGUGUUUGCGAACCAGUAAAUGGGAUAAGGCCGUUGAGGUCGGCAUAUUAAUCAACGCACCAUCUUGGAUUCUAGGAAGAAAGAGCAGCUGGAUUGUUAGAACACUGAGCUUAGAAUAUCGCGGGGAGAAUUAUAACAUCUCCUGGGCUAGGAGAUGAGUGCAGCAGUCGACCUCCUUGCAGACCAUAAUAUGAAGGGGGACAAUAACAGCAUUUCUUACUCCAACUGCGUCUUCGGUUUGUGAGAAAUGGGAUAUUGUUUGUCCUUAUCCCAGUGCUAAACCCAGACGCCAUACUCGAUUGUGUGCCAAUUAAGAGAAUACCUUGAACACCAGGGAGAUAUAAGAGAGAGGAUUGACUACAGGCGGCUAAACAGAGCUACUUUUCUUGUCUAUAAAAAAAGAGGUUGUUGGUGUGACAGCAUGUUGAGCACGAGACAGGAGACCUACAGCAUACACACCAUUUAAUUUGUGUGUGACUUAAUCUGAGUGCUGGUUGAGUCACUACCUGAAGGAGAUCAAAUAGCGUAAAGUGCAGCGUUUACGAAUACAAAACGACAUUCUUCACCCGGGAAUUUUAUUGUCACUUAAGUAUUAACAGACAGCAGCGUCGUGACGAGUGUACAAUUACUGGAGACAACAGAAAAAAAACAUUUUACGUAUAUUUCCAAACUAUCAUUUGCAGCCUUGAUGCAUAUUCACUUUAACUGGUACUAGCAGCUGAUUGCUACUGUGGUUACAAUUGCCUUUGAUCGAUUCGAAUUCUUGGAGGAUAUAAUUAACUGUCAUCAACAUUUUUUCUAUCUCUUAUUAAUUGAAAGUUAUAGACUUUCACUCGGUGCUUGUAACUUUGGAUGCCAUACUCAAAAGUUUAGUUUUGCUCUUCCAUUUUGUACAAAACAAUCGGUGCUAAAAGAUUUGAUCAUCCGUGUCAAAUUAUAAAACGAUCUUGACGCUUUUUCAAAUCUUUGCUGUAUCUUGUGGUCGGGCUUGUCUUGCAGAGGAAGUGCUAAUUUUGAAAUGCACGUGUGAAUUCAAACUUCGAGCAAUUUUCAUCUAAAUGAAAUAUUGCGUGUACUUUUAACGUAUGCAAUCAAAAAGUAUCAAUCAACUUCUGUUAAAUCACUGGGAUUUUUAUACUAAGUGGACAUUGCAGGUGAUUCGCAUCGAUUUCAACCAUGAGGUGUCUCUCUCUCUACACACUCUCUCGAGCAUGCAGACCAUUCCUGAAGCAUCAAGUUCUUAUGUUAUUUAUAGUAACUGCGAUAAUUUGUAUCUACUUGAACAUAUUUCAUUUACGGCAUAAGCAUGCUAAAAAGUAUGUUUUAUCUCUGUCAAACUAUUCAUGGCAAUGGUUGAAGGGUUCAGGCCAAGGUCCUAAUCAAACCGAUGCCCAGGCAUGCAUGUAUCCAGUAUUAGACCCGUAUAACCCCAAGAUGAUGGCCUACUUUAAGAAAGUGUCACCCGUGAAAUGUGGGAUUGGCGAAAAUUGGGUGUAUACAGAAAACGGCACAUUUCGCAUUUCAAAAUCAGCGUCAAAGAAUUACGGAGACAUAGGAUGCUUUUAUAGAACUGUAACUCGAGGGAAAACUGACUUUGAGGUUCAAAAAGGCCCGCGUGUGCGUUUUAAAGAUGGAGACCCUUUAAAGACUGACUUUGCCAUUGUACAAUGUCUUUCCCCUAAUGGGAAAAAGUUUGAAACUAUUCUCUCCGGCAUCUCGUAUCAGCCUGAUCUUCAUGCCAGAUAUAAGCCAUCAAUGCUAUCAAACUCAUCCAUGGGAUUUAAUGUUCUUAUGUUCGGAUUUGACUCAGUAUCAAGAAUGACAUGGAUUAGGAAUUUAAAGAAAAGUUACGAUUAUUUCACCAAAGAGUUAGGUGGCAUCGUCUUGGAAGGAUAUAAUAUAGUUGGGGACGGAACACCGCAAGCUCUUUUGCCAAUUCUGACUGGGUUUACAGAACCGGAACUACCCGAGGCUAGACGAGGAAAGCCGAAUGCUAAACAAGUUGAUGGGUUUCCUUGGAUUUGGAAUGAAUUCAAGAAACUCGGUUACGUCACUCAGUGGGGAGAAGAUAUGUCCGGCGCCGGUACAUUCCAAUAUAGGAUGCUGGGAUUUAAAGAAACACCAACCGAUCACAACUUACGACCAUUUUUUUUAGAAGGAGAAAAUAAUUACGAAAAAUCUAAUUGCUUUGGUGCUAUCCCUACUCAUAAGAAUAUGAUGAAUUGGGGGAGAGACAUGUUUUUAAUGUAUAAAGAUAAACCAAAGUUUUCAUAUUUAUUCCAUUCCAAGUACAGCCACGGGCAUACGUCACAACUACAAGUAGCAGACGAUGACUUGUUGGAAUUCUUGCAAUGGUUAGAGAAAGGCAGGUAUUUAGAUGAUACUAUCUUGAUUUUGAUGGCAGAUCAUGGCGCGCGAUUUACUUUCAUAAGAGACUCAGUUCAGGGAAAGUUAGAAGAACGCAUGCCAUUUUUCUCGUUCCGCUUCCCAAAGAGUUUCAUUGAAAAGUACCCAAAAGCCUACGCCAAUGUGAAGAAAAACUCCAAAAUCCUUACCACCCCCUUUGAUAUUCACGAGACAUUCAUAGAUAUGAUAAAUCACACUGGCACUGGAGUUGCAGAUAUACGACGGAGAGGGGUCAGUCUCUUCAAAGAAAUUCCUAAAAGUAGAACCUGUGCGCAUGCGCAAAUUGAAGCUCAUUGGUGCACGUGCUUGAAUUGGGAAAAGGUUGACAAAGUAGAUGAAAAUGUGAAAAAAGCCAUAAGUGCUGUAAUCGAAAAAUUAAACUCCAUUAUAGAAACACAGAGUCACCUCUGUCAUGAACUUGAGUUGGGAAACGUAUCUCAAAUUGUUCGUUACAGCGGGCCAAAUGAAGCGGUCUUGAAGUUCAAGCAGAGCGCUGAUAAUGACGGA